AUGGGUUGCAAGGCCAUUAAGGGGAUAUGGACUCAAGUAAAGCGUCGGAUAAGCGUCGGAAAGUCGCAGGAUAAUCAAGGAGUGGUUAACUUGAAUGCCUCUGAAUCUCUUGCUUCAUCAUCAGAACCUCGUCCCUGGAAGUAUGAUGUGUUUUUGAGUUUCAGGGGUCCUGACACUCGCAAAGGGAUUACAGCCCAAAUACGCGAUCGACUUCGUAGAAGUGGCAUUAUAACGUUCAUGGAUGAAACAGAUCUUAGAGUAGGGGAUGUUAUUUCUCCCACACUCAUAAAGGCAAUUAAAGAGUCAAGGUUUGCAAUCGUAAUUCUCUCGAAAAAAUAUGCUUCUUCUGUUUGGUGUUUGGAGGAACUUCGAGAGAUUUGUCUAUCCAUGGAAGAGAGCAGAAUUUUGCCACUUUUUUUUAAAAUUGAUCCUACGGAUGUCCGAUUUCAGAACAACAGUUUCAAAAAAGCUUUCUCUAAGCACGAAACCUCUGGGCGACAUGCAUCAGAGAAGGUGAAUCAAUGGAGAGCUGAUUUAUACAAAGUGGCCAAUAUCUCUGGGUGGAACACAAAUGAUUACAAGACUCAUGAAGAACUUGUUGACAAGAUUGUGGAAUCUCUCCGCAGUAGAGUUACACCUGAUGCAAUUGAAUUCACAGAUGAUUUCCAAGCAUUUGGAGCAACAAAAGAAGCGACAGACAAGGUUAUGAAGGCGCUAACAGAUGACAAGAUUACUGCCGUCGGUGUCUAUGGCAUGGGCGGCGUUGGAAAGACAAGCAUGGUGAGACAUGUAGCUGCACAAGCCUGCAGAAAUGGUACUUUUGACAAAUGGAUUAUGGCUGUUGUAUCCCAAAAGCUUGACUUGGAAAAAGUUCAAGACACAUUGGCAGAGCUGCUGGGCUUCGAAUUAAAAGAUAAGACAGAAGCUGGAAGAGCAGAUAAGUUACAUAAGGAGAUCAUGAGAAAAGAAAAACUCCUGAUAAUUGUGGACGAUGUCUGGGAGAGAACAGAGUUGUCAAAGAUAGGGAUUCCCACCUACAAUGAGCUUCAAAAGUGCAAGUCCAAAGUGCUACUCACCAUGAGGAUAUUGAAUGUCUGUAAUGCCAUGAAGUGCCAUGAAAAGAUCAGACUCAAAGUUCUCUCAGAUCAAGAUUCUUGGACCUUGUUCGUGAGAAAUGCAGGAACAAUUUCUUUCGAGUCCACUUCGUUUAAGGAAGUGGCAUGGAGGGUAGCUGGAGAGUGUAAGAAUCUACCGAUUGCAUUGAUAGCUGUUGCAAGGGCACUCGCAGAUGCGGACCAGGAGGAAUGGGAGAAGGCAGCUGAACGACUAAAGCAGUCGCAACGUGUCAAUCCUAACCAUGAGGAAGACGCAUUCCGAUGUAUAAGAUUAAGCUAUAAUUACUUGAAAGAUGGGGAUUCCAAGUCAUGCUUCUUGCUCUGUUGCCUGUUCCCAGAAGACCAUGACAUCAAAAUAGAAGACUUGUUCCGGUACGGGAUCGGAAAAAGAUUGUUUCGAGAUGCCCAAACAAUGGAAGAAGCCAGAGGAAUAGUAGUUUCAGUGGUCAAGUACCUGAAAAAUUCUAGCUUGCUUUUGGAUAGCCAGAAAAAAGGAUGUGUAAAGAUGCAUGAUGUCAUCCGGGAUACAGCCAUUCAAAUUGCACAAUCUGAAGAGGGGCAUCGGUUUUUUGUGAAAGCUGGCUGUGGUUUAAAGGGUUGGCGGCCACGCGGAUUACAUGAAGGCUGCACUGCUAUUUCACUAAUGAGGAACGAAAUUUGCAAGCUACCCGAAGAAGAGCUGGUAUGUCAAAAUCUCCAGAUUUUAUUACUAAACGGGAAUGAGGAACUAAGUGAGAUCCCAGAAAAGUUGAUCCAGAAUCUGAAAGAGUUAAGGGUCUUGGAUCUUAGCAAGACUAGUAUUUCCGUAUUACCCCAAUCAUUUAGUCUCCUCACCAACCUCCAAGCUUUGUAUUUAAAUAGUUGCGGCAAAUUAGUUGACAUUUCCGUUGUGGGGAAACUAAACAAGCUUGAAAUUCUUAGUAUGAGAGACUGUUCCUUGGUGGAAUUGUCUAGAGAAAUAGGACAUUUGACCAAUCUAAAGAUUUUGGAUGUCAAUCGCCAUUGGGGACAUGGUAUGGUUACAAUUCCAUCUACAGUGAUAUCAAAGUUGCAAGAAUUAGAAGAAUUGUACAUGGUGUACUGUGGAUUUGAAGAGGACGGGUCGUGUGUAGCUGAGGGACCAUCAGAAAGAACCAAUAUUAUUAGGUCUGAUGAGUUAGCUGCUUUAUCAAAUUUGAAAAUAUUGCAGGUUGGCUUGUCUGAUGAAAGUUUCAUCCCUAAAAAUGUUGAGGUCGCACCGGAUUGGGAUUACUUUUGUAUAACUAUCAAUGGCAUAUCCUCGUCCCGUGAAUACAAACAAGGAGAUCGUAAUUCAAGUUUCAUCCCUAAAAAUGUUGAGGUCGCACCGGAUUGGGAUUACAUUUGUUUAAAUAAAGAUGGCAUAUCCUCGUCCCGUGAAUACAAACAAGGAGAUUGUAAUUCAAGAUCCUUGUAUCUUAAUGGAGCAACCAUCAGUACCUUGCCUGAUUGGUUUAAAAAAGCGGUGACAGAGAAAACAGAGAAGCUACAGUAUGACCGCUGUAGAGGAAUGAGUGACAUUGUUAUGGAAUAUGACCAUGGGAGGUUACAUAAACUCAAGCAUCUCACAGUUGGGUUUUCUUUUGACAAGUUGAAAGAGUUGAUUACCACAACAGGACGAGUUGAAACAGGACCCGUGUUUGAGAAUUUGGAAGAGUUGCAUCUGAGACAUCUGAUCUUCCUGGAGGAGUUGUGUGUUGGUGAGUUACCACCUGGGUCUCUCUCAAAUCUCAAGGUGUUUCAUAUGCGAAGGGGACGAGCUAGAACAAGCAAAACUGAGAGAGAUGCAUUUGAUGUCUCUAAAUAA
This is a messenger RNA of Fragaria vesca subsp. vesca, 2940 nucleotides long. Its product is annotated as disease resistance protein At4g27190-like. The record is from RefSeq and is a predicted model, not a curated record. The transcript has 3 exons. Gene Ontology annotation, biological process: signal transduction. NCBI's taxonomy places the organism in Eukaryota, Viridiplantae, Streptophyta, Magnoliopsida, Rosales, Rosaceae. Gene Ontology annotation, molecular function: protein binding; ADP binding. Bases 1 to 2940 code for a protein of 979 amino acids.